Molecule: messenger RNA, 2145 nt
Organism: Aedes albopictus (Asian tiger mosquito)
Lineage: Eukaryota; Metazoa; Arthropoda; Insecta; Diptera; Culicidae
Exons: 3
Coding region: 1-2145 (714 amino acids)
Source: RefSeq, a predicted model, not a curated record
AUGUCCAACCCACCAAGGCAGUCGAUGAUCAGGCAAACGCGGUCGAAAACCCGCGCGGCGAAGGAGAGUGCAAAUCCCAACCUCCAAGUUGAGACGGAUUCACUGGAGGAAAAUCACUCGUCCAAUUCGUUAGAACCGUCGAUCAUUGAUGUUGAUGGAGGCGAUAAAAUUGAGUGCGGUGGUUGCGACAAACCGAACAGUUACGAAUUGUAUAUGGUCCAAUGCCGAGGCUGUGCCCGUUGGUACCACUUCUCUUGCGCCAAUGUGAAGCAAUCGACGGAAAAGGCCAGAAAGGACAAGUUCGAACGCGAGAAGCAAUAUUUAGCCAAAAGGUUUGAUUUGCUUCGGCAACAAGAUGAGCAAGACGGAACAUCGAAUUCGGGUAGCAGUCAUCGUUGUCAGCAUAGUCGUCAGGGAAGCCAAAACCGAGUUCAGGACUGGGUGGAUGACGUCGCCAGAAUUACCGAAGGCGCUGGCGAGCGUUUACCAGGAACCACCGUAGUCGUCAACGAAAAGGACUUCGACCCGAAUGUCAUCAUUACCAACGAAGGCCACGCUUCAUCAACCCCAGUAAAAACUCAUGUACCUACGCCACUAGUUCCAUUACGUCUGAAUGACAAGAGCCAGGAACUGGUUUCGGCUCCGCGUACCACCGGAAGUAUUGCGAUCGGGGAGACAGCGGACGAGGAUUCAGAAAGCGCGAUUGGAGCUGUUGGCGGGACGAAUCGCCCCAGGAUUUCACCGGUGCUGUCAUUCGUUGAUGUGGUAGGCCCCCUUGACGAUCUGCUGAACAAUCCGGUUGUGACGAAAUCCAAAACGGGCACGAUUCCGAAGUUACAGACUCGUCCAUCCUUCGAACAAUGGCGUUCUCGUACUACCAACAACGAACACGAAAAGGAGCGUGUAAAAGAAAAUGAUGUACGGAGGCAGCGGGAGCUGGAUUUGAUCGAUCAGCUUAACCGGCUCGAGAUGCAGAAAGAAGACGGGUUCCUCAAGAACCGAGAACUGGAGCAGCAGAUGAAAACGCGAGAACAAGAACAGGAGCAAUUGGUGCUGCAAAAACAACGUGAAUUGAGCAAAUUGGAACAACGGUUGCAACGUCAGAAGCAGGAGCAGGAAAACUUCGUCCAGCAACAGCAGAAGGUUUUAAAGAAGCGUGAUGAGGAACUGGACCGUCUACGGCGUCUGGAGCAAGAAUAUAGGCAGUAUAGGCAAGGUCAAAAGCAUCGAGAACUACAUCAAGCGCCGACGAUAGAGAGUCGUAUUCAUCAGAAGGAGAACGAUGAUAUAACAACCCUGCGGCCGCAGGUUCUACAUUCUGCUGCCGCGAUAUCAAAUUCAGCGGGCCACGGAGAGCCUGCAGGAAUUCCUCGCCAAGAUGACAUCUGUGGGAAUCCGGUAAGUGAUGCUUUGCUAGGCGGUACUCAACCGCAUUCACAUGAUGUCCGAUUACAACACCGGAGCUUCGACGAACCUAGAAUCAACACUCCCGUGGGAGGGCGCUCAGAUAUUGACAUAGAAAGUAGGGCGUUUGCUAGUGAAGUUUCUGUUAGGCCUAGUCAGAUACAAAAUCCAGUAUUGAACCCCUACCUCCCAGUCUCGACUCCCCCUGUAGUCAACAACGUCGCUAUUCCUCCCCAAUUGGCUCCUACUCCCCAACAAUUAGCGGCCCGACAAGUGGUUAAUCGUGAAUUACCUAUAUUCGCGGGUGAUCCGAUUGAUUGGCCCCUAUUUAUAAGUAGUUAUAACCAUUCGACACACGCUUGUGGCUACUCAGACUCCGAAAACUUGCUUCGUCUUCAAAGGUGUCUGAAGGGAAGUGCCAAAGAAGCGGUAAGUAGUUUCUUGCUCCAUCCCACAACGGUGCCGCAAGUGGUUUCAACGUUACAACUCCUGUACGGUAGACCGGAGCAAAUCGUCCAGAGUUUGAUCGCCAAAGUACGUAACACGCCGGCACCGAAGAGUGAAAGGUUGGACACGUUAGUAAGUUUCGGUCUCGUUGUGCAAAACUUAUGCGGGCAUUUGAAGGCCAUAGGAUUGGAAAAUCAUCUUUCGAAUCCAGUUCUCCUCAAUGAGCUGGUCGAAAAGUUACCAACAGCAGUGAAGUUCAAUUGGGCCCUUCAUCAAAGUCAACAGAAUAGCUGA